Messenger RNA from Pseudozyma flocculosa PF-1, 3720 nucleotides. RefSeq lists its product as uncharacterized. The record is from RefSeq and is a predicted model, not a curated record. Lineage: Eukaryota; Fungi; Basidiomycota; Ustilaginomycetes; Ustilaginales; Ustilaginaceae. The transcript has 3 exons. Gene Ontology annotation, biological process: ubiquitin-dependent protein catabolic process; establishment or maintenance of cell polarity. Gene Ontology annotation, cellular component: MUB1-RAD6-UBR2 ubiquitin ligase complex. Bases 1 to 3720 code for a protein of 1239 amino acids.
AUGAGGGAGUCCAACUUCAGCAACCCGGCGCAAAACAAGGCGUGCGUGUGCAUCUCGGCCGCCGUCUAUGACCGCAGAGCCAUCGACUGCACGGCCACCUUGCCGCUGAUCAACUCGCUCAACCAUCUGGCCUACCUCACCUCGACCUCGCCCCGCAUUCGCGAGAUGGUCACUCUCGACGGCGGCCUCGAGAGGCUCAUCCGCAUUCUCCGCACCAUCCCAAAGACCCCCUCGCCCAAUGCCCGCGCCAUCUCGAUCAAGGAGAUGCAGGCCAUCUGGAAGUGGAGCCUGGCAUUCCAGUGCGUCGUCAACAUCGGCGUUCGCGGCAGCGAAAACGUCCGGACGCGCGUGGUCGAGGCCGGCAUGGUGCCCGUCACCAUCCGCGUGCUCGAGUCCUACCUCCGCGGCGUCGAGCAGGCCAAAGAGGAGCGGCGACGCGAGGCGGCCGAGUCGAACCGGCGCGAGGAGCGAAGUCACCGCUCAGGACAGGACGCAGACGCGCGCACAUCCGGAUCUGCGCAGCCCGCCGCGUCCAGGCUUGCAACCGCCGCUGUCACGUCGCGACAGCGCGCUUCAUCUUCCUCAACCACUCACCAGCCGGCCGCGCUACCCAGCAGCGAGGGUCUCGACGUCGACGUCGAGAUCAGCGAAGCGGCCACAGCCGCCGAGCCCACUGCGACUGAGGCGCUCCAGCUCGCGGCCCACCGGUCGAGCCGUACCGGGAGCAACGGCCGCCUGCGUCACCUUGUUAGCGAGACGCGACCGACGACGCCGCUCGAGGGGAGCACUGCUUCGACCGUGUUGGCCGGUAUGGAGAGCCGAAGCUCGUCGGACGGCUUCCUCGAGGCGCGGACCUCGAACCUGCCCGGUGGAAACGACGAUCGCAGCCCCCUGCCCAUCAUUGACGCUCUGGAUUCGAUGCCACUCGCCCCCGCCCAGGUCGACCUCGAUGGCGGUCGCCUGCACCCGCCCGUGUCGCCCUCGGCAUCGUCCUCGAGCGAGCUCCCCUCGGCUGGCGUACCCGAGAGUAACGGAGCUGACUUUGGCAGCCGCGCUCCGUCCAACUCGGGCGUCCUCACGAACGUGAGCUCGACCGAGGACUUGCGCGGCCACGGCGGCGAAGCCAGCGGAAGCGGCUCAGAGGGCGUCGAGGAUGCCGACAUGUUCGCCGACGAAGCCGAUGACAGCGAACUCGACGCCGCUGCCGCCUCCCACAGGCGCUCGACGGAAGAUAUCGUCGAGGAUGCAGAGGAUCGGCGGACGCCCAGACCCACGAGGAGAGCCCUGGCGCCGCUCGCCGACCAAGAGGCUCCGGCGGUGUUUUCGUCGGCGUUCAACACACCGGCUCAGAGCACGGCGGCCAUGGUGUCGGAGCCUACCGUCCGUCAGGAUGCUGCUGCUGCAUCGGCACGCACGCAGACGCUGAACCAGUCCGAAUUCCAGCAACAGCUUGCAGAGAGAAUGGGGCAGGGCUCGAGGUCCAGGAACCGCGAGGCUGCUCCCGCCAUCGAGGGCAGCGCCCAGUCCGGACGUGAGCGCGAGCGGGAACGGGAACGGGACCGUUCGCGCCGAGCGCCCAGCGCUUCGGCUGGAGCGAACGGAUCCGCCGCUAGGGUCGCGCAGCCCGCUCAUCACACCGUCGCGGCCGCCGCUUCGACCACCGUCGACAUGAUCUACCGCGAAGAGGAGGUCCUCCUCAGCCUGCAGCUGCUCGCCUAUCUCUCAAAGUACGCCCAUGUCCGCACCCUCUUCCACAGCUCGGACCUCGCCAACACCAAGUUUGUCGGGCCGCUCGACGUGCUCAACGAGAAUCUCAACAUCUCCACCGACACGUCGCGGAGCUGGGAUCCCUCAGAGACGCCGAAGCGCAACGUCUUCUCCGUCGCCGAAAAGUUCACGCUGCGCUCGUCUCGCAGCAGCUCGUCCCACCCGGCGCCCCGCCUCGCCAUGGAGAUCCAGUACUGGGCCGGCGUCAUCAUGCGCAACGCGUGCCGCAAGGACGAGUCACGUGGCGGCAUCCGCCAGUGCGCCAACAUGCUGUGCGGCAAGUGGGAGGCGUUCCCGCGCGAGUUUGCCAAGUGCCGCCGGUGCCGCAAGGCAAAGUACUGCUCGAAGCAGUGCCAGAGCAAGGGGUGGCAGAUGGGCCACCGCUUCUGGUGCAGCUCUAGGAGCGACGACGGCGAUGCGCGGGAGCGAGAGAGGGACCGCGGCACGCACGCCCAUGGCGCUGACGGCCGCGCCCACCCGACCGUGGUGGCCGUUGGGGCCGUCGGGACGCGGCCGGGCGAGAUCGGUUUCGCCGCCGGCCAGACGAUGGACGAGGACCUAGCUGGCGCGGCGCAGCGUUUCGAGCCGCCAGCCGCAGGCAAUGACCAGCAGGAGCCGGCGCAGGCGGCCGCCCGAUCGCCCGAGCGCUCGCAAGUCCCGUCGCACCUGCCCGGGCAGCAGCGUGCACAGGCACUCGGCCACAGCCACAACCACGGCCACGUGCAGCACCUCGCCUACAGCCAACUCGCACGCGGCAGGGACGAGACCGACGUAGCCCCAUCAAGCCAACUCCACUCAACCGCUGGAAGUCAGCUCGACUCUGCCAGUCUCGAAGCGCUGAACCGCCAGGAUCUGGACCAGAUGACGCCGCGACAGGACGACCCGCCGCAGGCGUCUGGCUCUCAGCCUGGCUUUGCAGACAAUCAGCCGCGAGCCCGUCGCCUGCACGAGAUUGUCGGGGCGCGGGGACUGCCCUCGACGCUCGCGGGCGGCCACCUGCAGGACCGGCGUGUCUCGAGCCUCGCCAGCGUCGACACCAUCGACGGCUCCGAUUUCAGCGACGACGAGCUCGACCGGCGCAUGGUCGAGACCGAGGGCAUGCACCCGGCCGUGGCGGCCGCGGCUGCAGCUGCCGCCGUCGCUGCCGGUGGCCGCAACAGAGGCGCCCACGAGGUCCCCAUCGUCGCGCCUCAGCGCACCGACCUGGCGGGUCGCCCUCUGCCGCCGCCCGUCAUCGCGUCGCAGAACGCCGACGAGGACGAGCUGGCGCUUGGAGGGAGGGCGACUCCUGGGGCUGCGGGAGACCAGGACUUUGGCGACGGCGCCUUUGACCAGAUGCUGGGCCACUGGGAUCCGAGCCGGACGGUGGGCGGGAUGGGGUUGCAGCACCGCCUCACCGAGGUCCGAGCCGAGAUCCCGUCGCCGGACCGCUCGUCGUCGCCCGACGUUGGCGCGUCGCAGGACGAGGGUGCGCGGUCCGAGGGCCGCUCAGACGAUGAGCUGCACGCGCCGAGGGCGCGGUACCACGCGCUCUACGGCCACCAGCAGCCACACUACUCGACCGCCUCGCGGGCUCACCAGCCGUUUAGCCACCGUCUGCAGCAGCAGCGGUCGAUCAGCGGCUUUGCCACGCCCGUCGGUUCGGCGCCGCACUCUUUUGGAUCUUCGAGCGUGGGUCCGUCUGCGCUCCAUCCGACGCGGGCCAUCAUGACGCCGUCUCCGCUGUCGGCCAACCCGGUGCGAAGCUUCCGCGACGUCGACCGGGCGCAGAUGCGGAGCCACGCCUCGGAAGACGACGUCGAGAUGGCCGACCGCGUCGAGUCGGGCCAUGCCAGGACGGUGUCGCACACGCCCACCACCGCCGGUCUGGAUCGCAGGCAGCGUUCGGCCAGCACCGACCGCAUGUCGAGCUCGCUCAGUGCCGCCGACGGCGAUGUAGCCAUGGACUACUGA